Messenger RNA from Ostrea edulis (European flat oyster), 3913 nucleotides. RefSeq lists its product as uncharacterized. The transcript has 12 exons. The coding region runs from base 331 to 3537 and encodes 1068 amino acids. Lineage: Eukaryota; Metazoa; Mollusca; Bivalvia; Ostreida; Ostreidae. The record is from RefSeq and is a predicted model, not a curated record.
UUGUCGUUCUGUUCUAAUCAAAUGAUUAAGAUAUGAUCAAGAAGCAACAAAAACCCAUACAUGUACAAGUUAAGAAGUACUUAAAGUAGAAUCUAUUUACGUACAUUAAUAAUGGCCGCUAUUUUGGAUUGUUAACUAUGCUAUUGUUUUAUCUAGAACAGUUGGUUGGUUGGUUAUAUGUUGUUUAACGUCCCGCUUCAGAAAAUAUUACUCAUAGAGACGUAAAUAAAACAAUGCAUGUAUUUUAAACAAACUUAGAUUGUGGCGUUCGCAAACCGAUGUUUCGCGACAAUAGACUUCAAAGCUAUCCAUACAGACAAAAUAUCGUCAAUGAUGAUCAGUUGUGAACAUAUUGAUAUUACAUCUGGAAGAAUGAAGUCGGUGGUGAUAAUCUUUGUCUUGAUUGUUAACAUGGUGUUGUAUGUUCAAGGACGAAGUUGCAACAUAUCAAAACCAACUAUUCGGUACGUAACUUCUUGUCCAAAGGAUGAGCUUUCGUGGAAAGAAGCAGCAAAACGAAAGAAUUGUAAUACUUUAGCGAACGUUGCCGUUAACAUGGGAUGUGUUAAAAACUCAUCAGAUUUCGUGUAUCACUGUGUCAUCAAUCACUGGCUGAAUGCAACACUGGAAGUUUGUGCAGCAACGCGUUACAUUCAAGCUUAUUGUGUUGAUUAUAACACUGUCUCGGAAAGAAUUACGGAAAAUUACGACGCAAGUUGUGCUUCGUUUACACCACCGUGUCCAUCUCGAUAUAUAUCAACAGAUGCCUACAAAUAUCAGGGAUGCUAUAAUAUUGCUACACGUACAACUGUUCUGGACACCACAAAGAGUGACAUUCCUUUCAGCAUUACUCAAAUUACACCAACGACGGAGGACGACUCGCUCCCUAUACAAAGCGUGAUUCCCAUUGUGGUUUUGAUAAUUUUUGCUGUAGUUUUCUGUGCCACAACCCUGCUGCUCGUGCGCUGGAUAAAAAGAUUACACCAACAGAAGGAUAGUUCAAAAGAAAGAUCACAAACACAAAGUGAGCUGGAUAUAGAAAUGCAAAAUUUGAUUGGGGAUGACGCAGAUCCAACUCAUUCAGAUUAUCCAGACAAAAGCAAAGAGGGCUACAAAGAAAGGCCCCAGCAUAAUGGAAUUGAAAUAUUGGAGUUGAGAGAUGAUGAAAGACUGAAAGAAAUCAAAGGUCAAGCAGAACGACAUAUUAAAAGUCAUCAAGAAUUUGACCACUUUUAUUUUGAAACAUCAAUUUAUAAAAAGAUACAAAACUGCUUCAGAGAUCAUGGGGUUGUGAUAAUAGAAGGACAAACUGGUUGUGGCAAAACAGCGGCGGCCACGCAUUUAUUAUUAAACUGCGAUGACUCGAAGGAGACAGUUAUUCUUAUGGCAACACAAUACAGCGAUUUAUAUCAACACAGUGGCGACAAUGACUCUCGAGUCAUUUAUCUGGUAGACGACAUGGAUAUUGACACGUCUGAUACACAGAAUUGGCUAGCGGCUUUCGAGAUGCUACAUAAGAAAAUCAAUGAUUCAGAAACAAUACAUCACUUCAAAAGGAAACAUCACAAAAUUCGCUUGGUUGUCACAACAUUUCAUGUUCCAUCAAAAUUUCUCGGCAAUCCCUUAUUUUCAGAAGAAGUUGUAAUUAAUGUUCCGGAAUUAAGUAAGAGGGAAAAAAUUAAGAUUUUACAAAAACAGAUGAAAUAUGCGGAAAAAUGUCUGGAGGUCAAAUCUGAGGAUCUCGAUAAAGAUUUCCAAGAAGAAAUUGAUAAAGCAAGAACUUCUAUCGGAUUCCCACUUGCUGCUCAAUUGUACGCAAGAGAAGAAAAAUACCGUAAAAGCGGGAUAAACUUUUUCAAAAAUCCGAAAAUACUAUUUCAAAAAUCAUUGAAAGACUUUAUUGACAACGAUAAAACUAACAACUUACUUGCGGCACUCAUUAUUGUGUAUCUUCGCGAGCUUUAUGAAGGAGAAGAUAUACCAGGUGAUAUUGCAAGUGCGAAGCUGCGUGAACCAAAUACAUGUGAAAAUGCCAUUAAUCCACAGGUCGUUAAAACAUUAGAUUUGAGGUUUAAUGAUUUGUCUGAUUCUGCAAAGAAACUGCAAGGAAUUUUCUUCCUGAAGACUGAGGAAGACACCUUUAGGUUUUGUCACAAUCUUGUUCGUGAUUCUGUAGGUGCAUUUCUGUUUGAGAAGUAUUUCGAAACUGUUGUUGUGCAUUUUCCAGUAUCUGCAAUUGCAUACGAAACACACGAAUUUUCAGAUUUUAGUGACAAGGAAUUCACUUCUAUCGCCGCGAGAUUUAUCCUUGAAAUGAAGAAAGAAAAUAUGGAAGAGUUGUGUAAAUGUUCGGUUCUAAAAAACGUCAACUUUCUGAAUAUCAUGGGUUCAAAAUUAGAGGAAAACAAAAGUACAUUGAAAGAAAUAUUGAACACGUUUGAUAAAAAGUACCAUCAUUUACCGCUGACGUAUUGGUGUGGCCGAUUUGGAUUGUUGAAAUUUUCAGAAAUGUUAAAAACGUUCGUAGACGAACUCAUCCCGGGUCGGCGAUUUAUACAUCGUUACUUUGUUCUGCUUGGUGAAUUUUCCACUACAACACCUAAAGAUCUUGACAAUAAAUUACAGCAUAUUCAAAAUUCGUCAGAAAUAAGGAAAGUAUUAUUUUCGGAUCGGCCAAGUUGCAUUCAUGAAAUUAUUUCAUCCAACAUGCAAGAUGAGGAUGUGAAAGCAAUCCUUGAAGAUCUUGUAAAAGACGGAAGGUCAGUGGAUGUUUAUGACAAAAAUGAAAAAACUCCUUUGAUGAUCGCAGUGCUUUGCGAUAAAAAGAGAAAAUCAACUAUAGAUUUAUUAUUGGAACACUCAGAUUUAACAAAGGUGGACAAAAAUAACUAUUCUCUGUUUCAUCAUUGUGUAGCAGCCGAAAAAGAUGACAUGAGUUGUUCACAAAUUCUUAUGAACCUUUUGAAAGCUCUCGGGAAAAUGCAAAACGAUUCGAAGGAGAAGGAUGUCUUGCGUAUUAAAAGUUAUUCUGGACUGACGGUACUUCACAGAGCUGCAAUAGUAACAAAAUACAGUAGGAUACAAUGUAUGCAGAUCCUGCUUGGUUUUGAUGAAGAUCUUUGCAAAGAAGAAAGAACUGAUGAUGAAGCUGGUAAAUCACCAAUAUACAAUUUGAUGAAAUACUUGAGAGGAAAUGACGUUUUGGUAGAACUUGAACGUUUAUUACGAGUUUGCAUGUUACAACUGUAUGGCUGUUCACCAUAUCAUAAGAAGAAAGAUGACAAAAGUGCUUGGGAAAAAAUGACAGAGGACAAAUCCAGUAGUCAUAAAAAAUUAAUCCAGAUAGUAAGAGCAAAUCCGGAUCAAGAAGAAAUGAUUGAAAUCAUUGAAUCUGUGUUGGACGAUGUACCAGAGAAUGUUGAAAGAUGCGAUAUCAAAUUUUAUUCAUUGCUGGAACCACCAGAAAAAAUGUCUUCAAGUUUGUCGAUGCUUUACAAAAAAGCAACCCAGUGUUUAGGAAAUAAAAAAAUUAGUUAAAAUUGAAGCACUUUGAAAUGGGAGGUUAUGAAUACAUGCACAUACAUGUGUAUAAUUUUGCAGUGAGAAAAUUAACUGGUUUCCGUCUUCAGCUAGAACAAAAAAUUUCAACAAUUUCCAAUUUUUACAUAUGACUGAUAUUUUCACAAAGAUUGAAAUUCCGAGGAAUUUUUAUGCGGUGUUGAAAUGCUUUGUUAGAGCUUGAGACAUUAAAAGUAUUAUGUUCUUUAGCAUUCAUUACGUCUUUGCAUGUAUAUAAUUAAUGUUUUAAUUGUGUUUAGAUAAAUUAGUUACAUGUAUCAUAACAAAUGUUUAAUAUUAUCCAAGGAGCAAAAUAAACCUUUUCAUGUUAUUCAUCGUUAAUAAAACAUUUGUU